CUAAAGAUGUCUAAAGUGACUUUUCUUUAACAAGAUUGAUGGAUUGAGACGACAGUAAUCCGAAAUUGUAGCCAUUUAUGAUUUCAAAAGGCACAAUUUCACUUUGUACCUAAACAAACAAAUAAAGCACAAAACACGCUGCUUCGCUGCCUUUAAUAGGCGCCCUCCUCGAUUCGCACACCUGCUGUUCGACAAAAGCGAGACUGAACUGGAAACACAGUAAAAUAUUACAAUUUACAUAAAUUGGCACCUGGGAUCCGAAUAUCAGAUAACUUCUCUCCUAAUGAUUAGUCAUGUCCUCUUAUCUCCAUGUCCCCUCGGCCGGCCUAUAUUUCCUUCUCUCUGUUCAACCACCCCACACAGUUUGAAGACACGUAUUCAAGUUUGAUAUUAUAAUCAUUGAAAUGGGUCAAACCCAUAAAGAAAAUGUUAAACACAUAUGACUUAUGAGUGAAAAAUCGAAUCUUUGCACGAAUUGCCGCCUUUAUUUUUCAGUAAGAAACCGGGCACUUUAAUACUUUAUAUUGUUAUAAUUUACAAGUAUGGUGAACUACAAAAAUAUGUGAAGUGUAAGUAAAGUAUGAUCCAUACUGUUGCUUUGUUGUUGGGCUUUUUUUAUAUACACGAAAAGCAUAAUGCGAGGUUGUAAAGAUGGCGUCUUUAUGGGUCAUGAUUGUUGUUUUUUCCUGUUACCAAAGGUUGACUCGGCAAACUCAGUUUUCUUUUUUGUUUUUAAUUUUGUGGCAAACUGGGUAUCUGUGGUUGAUAUGGUUGGUAGGCUUCCAUUUAGAAGAAAUUUAUUUAUUUACUUAAAUAAUAAUUAAUGAUGUGAUGAGCUGUGGGCAUCAUAAUGACAGGGUUUCUGUAGUUUGUAAUCAAUUGAAUUGAAGUGGGUAAAAUUUUGGUUUCGAGGGAGAGAAAAAAAGAGAGGGAAUUUAUAUUCAAUUGUUGGCCAUUUAUUAUAGAGAACCAGAACUCAAUUGAAUAGACUAUUUGCUUUAAAAGAAUCGGAGUGAAUAUUUUCCAGAAAGGAGGAGGCUACUGAGGUUUGAAAGGUCGGGCUCCGGAUGGCCCCUGCAGCUAAAAGUACUGGAUUUUAUUGCGAAGGAAAUGAAUGGUUCUGCAACUCGAGUCUGCCGAGUGAUAUCAUAGUGGUGGUGGAUGGAGUAAGCUUUCAUCUUCACAAGUUUCCUCUUCUAUCUAGGUGCGGGAGGAUAGCAAACAUUGUUGAAGAAACGCAGAUUACCAACAAGAAGACUAUCAUGGUUAAUCUUGAAGAAUUCCCUUGUCAAUCUGACACAUUUUUGGCUAUAGUUAAAUUUUGUUAUGGUGGUCGAGUAGAAUUGACACCAAGGAAUGUGGUAAUGGUGUAUUGUGCUGCAGAUUACCUCGAUAUGACAGAUGAUUAUGGAGAAGAUAAUUUGUUGUCCAAGUCAGAGAGUUUCUUCCACAAACAGGUUCUCCAAAACUGGAAGGACUGCAUUUUGGCUCUCCGAAGCUGUGAACCAGUUAUUUCAAGAGCAGAAAAGCUUCAUAUAGUUAGUAGAUGUCUGAACGCUUUAUCUGUUAUGGUCUGUACUGACACCACUCUGUUCGGAUGGCCUAUGAUGAUGUAUGGUAGUUUACAGAGCCCAGGAGGUAGCAUCCUGUGGAAUGGGAUAAACACCGGUGCAAGAAUCCAUAGCAUAGAAUCCGACUGGUGGUUCGAAGACAUCUCAUAUCUAAAUGUGGCGUUGUUUGAGAGACUAAUUCAGUCGAUGGCAGCCAGAGGAAUACGACCCGAAAAUUUAUCUGGAGCUAUAAUGUAUUAUUGCAAAAAGUAUCUUCCUGGGUUGGGCCGUUGGCAGGGUGGACAAAGCGGCAUACCCAGAUCGGUUGCUAGUUUUAGCUUGACGCCUGCUGCUGUUGACCAGAGAGUUCUCUUGGAAAGUGUUGUGAAACUGCUGCCUGAAAAGCAGGGAAAAUCUUUUUGUCGUUUUCUGUUGGGACUUCUACGUGUUGCAUUGAUAUUGGGGGUUAAUCAUACAUGCCAGGACUCUUUGGAAAGGAGAAUAGGGACGCAGCUAGAACUUGCAACCCUUGAUUGUCUACUUAUACCUAGUUACUCAGAUUCCGAUACUUUAUACAACACUGAUUGCGUUGAGAGGAUGAUUAAUCAUUUUGUAUCUUCUGAACCAAAAGUAACUUCUGUUUCUCCAACAUCGUUGAACCUAGAAUCAUCACCAUCAUCUGGACGGUUGAAGAGAGUUGCUAGAUUGGUAGAUAACUAUAUUGCGGAAGUUGCUUCUGAUGUGAACUUGAAGCUUGGACAGAUACGUACAUUGGCAGAAGCCUUGCCAGAACCUUCAAGAUCUUUGCACGAUGGACUCUACCGAGCACUGGAUAUAUACUUUAAGGCACAUCCCUGGCUCUCAGAGAAAGAGAUGGAGCUGCUUUGCAACAUCAUUGAUUUCCAGAAACUUUCCAUCGAUGCUUGUGCUCAUGCAUCCCAAAAUGGAAGGUUACCCCUUAGAGUUAUGCUUCAAGUUUUGUUCUUCGAACAAAUGCAGUUAAGAAAAGCUUUGGCAGGAUACCUGAAUGUUUUGGAUACUGAAAGAGCCUCUGCGGCUUCAAUGACUACCCCAAAUGAAAUAACUGGUCAACCUGUUCAACAAGAUGGGUGGGUAAGAGUUGUUCGUGAGAACCAGGUUCUAAAAGUCAACAUGGAAAGGAUGAGAAAUCGAGUUGGAGAGCUAGAACAAGAAUUCACUAAAAUUAAGCAAGAUAUGAAAAAGGUGACGAAGUCACAUAGUUACCUUAGUUCCCCUAGGUUUGUUUCAAGGAGACUUGGAUGCAAGCUGCUUCCCCGGUCUUCAGAUGCUGAACCUGACGUGCUGGAGAGAACAGCACCGACUCCCAGAGUGUCAGUCGAGCAGGCACAAUCUUCCUCCCGUCACUCCAGACAUCGAAAAAGUUUCUCUUUGUUUUGAGUGUUGUAAUAAGAAAAAUCUCUCUCAACCCCCUUCCGAAAAGUUGGAUAUCAUUAGAGGAAGCAAUUGUUAAAGCAAGUUGGAUAUCGUGAUUGCUCAGUCAUCUACAGAGCUUCCAUAUAGGUAAAUACAAAAUUUUACUCAACAAAGAAGUACGUAUUCUGGACAAAUGAUCUUCUAAGCACCAUUGUUUAGCUUAUCCUGAGCUUCAGUUCUUGAAGUUGACUUACCAAUCAAUUGAUAUAUCAUGUCAUCGGUGCUCAGGAGAUCAUUUCUCACAUAUCAUGUAUUCAUAUUUACGUACUUUGGGUUUAUAAAUGUUUGCUAUAUGAAACCAA
Messenger RNA from Olea europaea var. sylvestris, 3307 nucleotides. Its product is annotated as BTB/POZ domain-containing protein At3g44820-like. The record is from RefSeq and is a predicted model, not a curated record. The transcript is spliced from 4 exons. Bases 1068 to 2969 code for a protein of 633 amino acids. Gene Ontology annotation, molecular function: protein binding. Lineage: Eukaryota; Viridiplantae; Streptophyta; Magnoliopsida; Lamiales; Oleaceae.